Messenger RNA from Amoebophrya sp. A25, 1088 nucleotides. The record is from the annotation of a GenBank genome assembly. NCBI's taxonomy places the organism in Eukaryota, Dinophyceae, Syndiniales, Amoebophryaceae.
GGCAACAUUCGAAAUCAUGUUCUUCAUCAUCAAAUAUCAAAGAUUAAUAGUAGAAGAAGACAACUACUCUCCUCUCCUGCCCCUUCUCAGCAGUCUCAAUCACGGGUUGCCCGCCGGCUCCUGACGCUCUUUCCCCCUCUCUCGCAAGUCCCUUGGUGGACCGCCGUGCAGGUCGCGAUACCCAGGGGCCCCCUGCCUAACUGUCAAAAUUCAUAGCCUAACCUUCGCAGUUGCAGUUCAUGCCCUAACAAACUUGCAAAGUUGAGUCAUGUCCUAACUUUCGAACUUCGUCGCCUAACUUUCAAAAUUCAUGCCCUAGCUUUCGCCAUUCAUGUCCUAACUUUCACAAUUUAUGUCCUAACUUCCAAAAUUUGCGGCCUAACUUUCAAAAUUCAUGCCCUAACUUUCAAAGUUGACGCCCCAACUUUCCAAAAUUCAUGCCCUAACUUUCACAAUUUAUGUCAAACUUAUGUUCUAACUUUCACAAGUCAAAUCCUAACUGCCAGAAUUCAUGCCCUAGCUUUCAAAGUUCGGGUCUUAGCUUUCGCAGUUCAUGUCCUAACUUUCGCGAUUCAUCAUGCCAUAGCUUUCCCAAUUCAUUUCUUAACUUUCAAAAUUCAUGCCCUAGCGCGUAACUCAUGAGCAUCGCAAAGCGCUGCGCGUUUUAUUUGCAGUGUUGUCGCCUCGUUUGUUUAUUUUCAAAAUUCAAAAUGUAAAAUCAAAAGCAGAAUUCAAAAUCAAGAAAUCAAAACGAAGGCAAAACUUUACAAGUAAACAAAGAGAUUCAUUUUCAUAGAAGAAAAAUUAGCGAAUUUUUGCGUCCAAGCCGAAAGUCCUCAUACGAAAAUCGUUCAUAAGGUCUGGAGAGACCAUUGUGAAAAGAAAAACCUGCUCUGUACAAUAAAAGUGGAAGUGCGGCGAAGAGUCGAAGACAUUCUUACGGGAAGUGGUUCUCAGAGACCUUCAAGGUGAAAAGAAGCAAGAUUGCGAACGUGAAUACUUAACUGACAAUAAUAUUCUGCUGAGCCUGAGGCAAGAAGACGCGACAAGAGGAUGAUGUUCCUUCAGAAGUUUCUCCUUCAAAAAAG